Messenger RNA from Branchiostoma belcheri (Belcher's lancelet), 666 nucleotides. Its product is annotated as GFP-like non-fluorescent chromoprotein. The transcript is spliced from 7 exons. The record is from RefSeq and is a predicted model, not a curated record. Bases 1 to 666 code for a protein of 221 amino acids. Gene Ontology annotation, biological process: bioluminescence. Lineage: Eukaryota; Metazoa; Chordata; Leptocardii; Amphioxiformes; Branchiostomatidae.
AUGAUGUCUCUGCCAACCACUCACGAUUGCCACAUCUUCGGAACCAUCAACGGACACGCCUUCGACAUGGUGGGAGGCGGCAGCGGCAACCCCAAGGAUGGAUCGCUGCAGACCACCGUGAGGUCUACCAAAGGUCCUCUGCCCUUCUCCGGCGUGAUCCUGGGGCCGAACCUGGGGUACGGCUACCACCAGUACCUCCCCUUCCCCAGCGGGAUGUCUCCCUACCAAAACGCCAUCAAGAACGGAGGGUAUGAGAAGCACCGCACGUUCCAGUUCGAGGACGGCGGCGUGAUGAGCAUCAACUUCCGCUACAGCUACGAGGGCAACAAGAUCAAGGGAGAGUUCCACGUUGUGGGUUCCGGGUUCCCUGAUGACGGCCCUGUGAUGACCAACUCUCUGCAGGCUCACGACAAUAACGUCGAGCGUCUGCAAGUUCUUGGCGACAGGACCAUCGGCAGCGACAACGUCUGGACUUACACCGGGAAGGGCAAAGGCGGCACCUACAAGGCCAACGUGAUGACCAACGCUACCUUCGCCCAAAACCUGCAGCCAGGCCUGGAGGCCAUCAUGCCGCUCUUCGUCUUCCGCAAGGUUGACAUCGAGGCCUCGAAGACGGAGAUCACCCUGGUGGAACGCGAGAAAGUUUUCUCUGAUCUCUGCCAGUAA